Monodelphis domestica (gray short-tailed opossum) is the source of this 3214-nucleotide messenger RNA. It is a transcript of the gene TBX5, whose product is annotated as T-box transcription factor 5. The record is from RefSeq and is a predicted model, not a curated record. Gene Ontology annotation, biological process: positive regulation of DNA-templated transcription. Gene Ontology annotation, molecular function: DNA-binding transcription factor activity. NCBI's taxonomy places the organism in Eukaryota, Metazoa, Chordata, Mammalia, Didelphimorphia, Didelphidae.
AGUUGCACUGCCAUGAUGGCCCUUUGUAGUAGUGUACUGCAGACUCAUUCUGUUUUCCUCUUCCAGAUCACCCAAUUAAAGAUCGAGAACAAUCCUUUUGCCAAAGGAUUCCGGGGAAGCGAUGAUAUGGAACUGCACAGAAUGUCAAGAAUGCAAAGUAAAGAGUACCCAGUGGUUCCCAGAAGCACCGUGAGACAGAAGGUUGCUGCCAACCACAGUCCCUUCAGUGGGGAGGCCAGAGUUCUCUCAGCAUCUUCCAACUUGGGGUCCCAAUACCAAUGUGAGAACGGCGUCUCCAGUAGCUCCCAGGACCUGCUGCCCCCUCCCAACCCGUAUCCUCUGUCCCAGGAGCACGGCCAGAUUUACCAUUGCACCAAGAGAAAAGCAGAUGAGGAGUGUUCCACCACUGACCAUCCCUACAAAAAGCCCUACAUGGAGACGUCCCCCACCGAAGAGGACCCCUUCUACCGAUCCGGUUACUCCCAGCAGCAGGGGCUGAAUCCCUCCUACAGGACUGAGUCUGCCCAGCGCCAAGCCUGCAUGUAUGCCAGCUCUGCUCCCCCCACAGACUCGGUGCCUAGCCUGGAAGACAUUAGCUGUAACACAUGGCCCGCCAUGCCUUCGUACAGCAGCUGUACAGUGACCGCAAUGCAGUCUGUGGAUAGGCUUCCCUACCAGCAUUUCUCCGCCCACUUCACUUCGGGGCCCUUGGUGCCCCGCCUGGCUGGGGUGGCCAACCAUGGCUCCCCCCAGCUUGGGGAGAGCAUGUUCCAGCACCAGACCUCCGUCUCCCAUCAACCCGUGGUUCGGCAGUGUGGCCCCCAGACCAGCCUCCAGUCCCCGGGCAGCAUACAGCCUGCUGAGUUCUUAUACUCCCACGGGGUACCUCGAACCCUCUCUCCUCAUCAGUACCACUCUGUCCAUGGGGUGGGCAUGGUGCCAGAGUGGAGUGAGAACAGCUAAGGCUGAGCAAGGGACUAUGACAGCAGACAUGAAAGAAGAGGGAGGAUGAGAGACAGAAAAUGCCUUCGGCAAGAUUUCCUCAAACGGAGCCCUUGCGCCAGUUGGACACUAAAAUGAAACCACAAUUCAAAAAAUGUGACUUCUUUGUUUUGUUUCAAAAACUGAAAAAAAAAAGAAAAUCCUAAAAAAAAGACCCCACCAAAAAACCAAACUGCUCCAUGGUCCCCUCUCCUCUCACCUCCCAAACCCAUCUUCUUCAUCUGCCCUGAGACCUGAGCUGUGUUUUUGCAUCUCAACACCAGAGUUGUAACUAGGGUAGGCCAACUAGGGUUUGGCCCCAGAGUGCCCGAAUUUAGAGGGCAUAGACAGCUCUUGCAAUCAUCCAAUCGACACAUCGAGUCAACAAACAUUAAGUGCUUACAAUGUUCCAGGCACUGUUGUUAAUUGCUGAGGAAAAAGAGAAGGGCAAAAAACCAACCCUGACCUCAAGAAACUCACAUUCUAAUGGGGGAGACAGCAUUUUAAAGUGCCUACUGUGUACCAGGCACUGUGCUAAAAGCUGAGGAUACAGAUCCAAAUAAUGAGAGAUUCUCAAUUUGAGACUUCAGGAGCUCCUCUCCCGUCUUCCUUGGUUCCCUGGUGACCUUCAUCCUCUUCCCAGCAGUGGCCUCACUUCAUGCCAGUGUUUCAGGGUCCUUGUCUCCCCUUUCCCCCCGUGACUUUUGGUAACUGAUAUCGGCCUUUCUUGCCACUUCCCAGGCAUUGUGUAUGGUGCUUGUCCUUGGUACGAGUCUGCUCAAACCAUAGUCAACAAAUUAAGCUAAGAAACUUUUAUGAAGUGCCUACUGUGUACAAGGCACUGUGCUAGGUGCUGGUGAAACAGAGACCGACAAAAAAAAGUAAAAAGGAAAGAAAAGAAAAGAAACAGGCCCUGCCCUCCAAGAGCUUCCACUCUAGUGUCCAUCUGAUCUUCAAACUGUCUCCUUGUCUCCUGCUGACUCUCUUCUCUUAUCACAGAGUUCUUCACCCCAGUGCUUUGGAUGAACGGAUGUUUCCUAGCUCUGAUCCCUCCGUGUUAAUGUUAACAUUGUUAUAUAAUAAAUGAUAAUAUAUUUUCCUUUCUAUUCUCUUCAAGGGACCUGGUCCCUUUCGGGGGGAAAUCUUGGAAAGGACGUGUUCCAAAGUGUGCUUGUGUACGGGAUCUCCCCCCCCCCCCAAUCAUCCCUUCCUUCUUCCUCUCCCCACUUCUUCCCCCCAAAGAUCCACAUUCUCCUUGACUAAGAAAGUUAGGUACCUACCUCUGACAUACGAACACAGCCUAGCUCCUCUUCACGUUUGAUCCUUAGAAGAGACAUGACCUUCUCUUUUCACUUGCCAGCGGGGCUACGGAAGCGAUUCUGGGCUAGACCUGGCCUUGUUUCUUUCAAAAGACUCAUUUCUUUCCAACUCUCUCUCUUCUUAGCCAAAUGUUGGUGAAACAUGGGCUGAUGGUUGCUUUGGGGAAAAAGUGGCAAGUGGUGGCUUUCGCCUUGGGCAGAACUUCAAUGAUGAGGACCACCAGCUCAGGAGUUGAUGGAAGGGAUGGAAAAGCCAAAAUAAACGCCCCCACUGACCAAAAGGGAAACCAAUCAAGACUCCAGCCUCUCUCCCCUGGCCUUCAACCCAUUGAACCUGCCUGCAGAGAUGGAAGAAGUCUUUGCCGGAUGCUUUACUCUUCAAACGCUUUCGUUCCAAAGAAACCACAGAAAUGCCAAAAGGAAGUAGACUGUGUCGGGUGGUGGUGGGGUACGGGAGUGUGGGAGAGGGGAUUUUUUUUUAAGAUCAUAAAAUGGUUAAAAAAAGUUUGUAAGUAAAACUAUUGCAGGGUUCUUCAGAUGUAAUAUUUUACUGGUACUAUUUAUUUAUAAAUAGGAAUUCUAAUUAAGUAAUAACAGGUAAUAAAACCAGUGUAUUUGCUGGUUGAGAGCUUUUUAUUUUAUUGAUACUCCAAUCUAAGUUUGUUGUUCCCUCCCCUUCCACAAUGCUUUUCUUGUAUUUUUUUCUUAAUUGACCCUAAUGAAGAGAACAGGGUAAGAUGUCUGAGUGUGGGAAAGUGUGAGUAAACAUGUGUAUGGUUGUAAGUGUGCUCUUGCUAUGUCUACAUCUAUGUUGCUGAGGAAAAAAAAAUACCCCCAAGUACUCUUUCCAUAUUCUUGUGUGUCAACUUAUGCCUAAUAAAUGCCAAGUGCUUCAAAAGCACCCAGUGCCCAGA